AUGCAGGCAGUCAUAUAUAUAAUGGCGAAGAUCAGAUAUUUUACUAUCUCAGGCUACCUGCCCACCAACGGUGUGAUAGAUAAACGUAGAGAACGAGUUAAAAAAUAUAUCACACCGUCUAUCUAUCUAUCUAUCUAUCUAUCUAUCUAUCAAUUUCAUUCUGUUUCUAUCUAUCAAUCUAUCUAUUUCAGUUUGUUUAAAUCUAUCUGUCUAUCUAUAUCGAUCUCUCUAAGUUUGCUCAUAUCUAUCUAUCUAUCUAUCUAUCUAUCUAUCUAUCUAUCUAUCUAUCUAUCUAUCUAUUUCAUUCUGUUUCUAUCUAUCUAUCUAUCUAUCUAUCUAUCUAUCUAUCUAUUACCAUCUCUCACCCUCUCUCUCUCGCUCUAUCUAUCUCAGUAUGUUCAUAUCUAUCUAUCUAUCUAUCUAUCUAUCUAUCUAUCUAUCUAUCUCAGUCCCUUCGUAUCUAUCUAUCUAUCUAUCUAUCUAUCUAUCUAUCUAUCUAUCUAUCUAUCUAUCUCAUUCUGUUUCUUUCUAUCUGUCUAUGUAUCCAUCUAUGUAUUUAUGUAUGUAUGUAUGUAUGUAUGUAUCUAUCUAUCUAUCUAUCAAUUUCAUUUUGUUUCUAUCUAUCUCAGUCUGGUUAAAUCUAUCUAUCUAUCUAUCUAUCUAUCUAUCUAUCUAUCUAUCUAUCUAUCUAUGUCAGUCUGUUUAAAUCUAUCCGUCUAUCUCUAUCGAUUUCUCUGUUUGCUCAUAUCUAUCUAUCUAUCUAUCUAUCUAUCUAUCUAUCUAUCUAUCUGUUUGAGUCUUACAAUUUCUUCAGCUAAUUGUUCCUUUACACCUUUCGGAAAUUGUAUCUAUCUAUCUAUCUAUCUAUCUAUCUAUCUAUCUAUCUAUCUAUCUAUUUCAGCCUGUUCAAAUCCAUCUCACCCUGUUCAUUAUCUAUCUAUCUAUCUAUCUAUCUAUCUAUCUAUCUAUCUAUCUAUCUAUUCAUAUAUAACUAUGUUCAUUAUCUGUCUAUCUCUCUGUCUAUUUCAGCCUGUUCAAAUCUAUCUCACCCUGCUGUUCAAAUCCAUCUCACCUGUUCAUUAUCUAUCUAUCUAUCUAUCUAUCUAUCUAUCUAUCUAUCUAUCUAUCUAUCUAUCUAUCUAUCUCACUCUGUUAAUUAUCUAUUUCUCUGUUGCUACCUUCUCCCACUCUCUCAAAAGUCCAUGUUUUAUGGUUAGCCCGGGCGUCGGCGCCAUUGCUUGCCAUCUCAAUUCUUGCCGCGUCUUCCACGCAAGAAUUGUGCAGGUUCCAUUUGACGAGCUUCCUUUUUCUCCCCCUUUUUUUCCUUUGUCUUUUUGUUCUCUACUCUGUUGCUUACGUGUUUUUGUUGGGUUCGCUUUGUUCGUUCCGUUCCUGUUUCAUUUUCUCCUUUCCUUUUCGCAUCUUCUGCUUCUUCCAUUUUUAUUUCCUCGUACGUUCACGCCGACUUCUUUCUUUUCUUUCUUUCUUUUUUCUAUUUUCCUUUAUUUUUUUUAUUUUUCUUCUUUCUUUCUUUCAUCCGAUUUUUUGCUUUCCGCUUUCUCUUAUUUCUCUUUAGAUCAAGUUUUCUUUCUCUUUCUCCCUUUCCGUCUCUCUUCUUUUCCUUUAAACAAUUCUCGCUUUAAGUUUUGUUUUACCUUCCCGUUUGGUUUUCUUUCUUUCUUUCUUUUUUUUUUCUUUCUUUUCUUUCUUUCUUCCUUCCUUGCUUUCUUUCUUUCUUUUCUUUCUUUUCUUUCUUUCUUUUCUUUCUUUUCUUUCUUCCACUUUUCUUUCUUUUCUUUUUUUGUUGCCUGCUUUCUUUCUUUCUUUUCUUUCUUUCUUUCUUUCUUUCACUCUUUCUUUCUUUUUUUCUUUCUUUCUUUAUUGCUUGCUUGUCUUCUUUCUUUCUUUCUUUCUUUUUCUUUCUUUAUUGCUUUCUUGCUUGCUUGCCUUCUUUCUUUCUUUCUCUCUUUUUCUUUCUUUCUUUCUUUCUUUCUUUAUUGCUUGCUUGCCUUCUUUCUUUCUUUUUUUAUUGCUUGCUUGCCUUCUUUCUUUCUUUGUCAGAUGACAAGAUUUCUUUUUCAUUCUUCCUUUCCUCCUUUUAUUGCUUUUAAGAUGACACUUUCUUCUUCCUUAUUUCUUUUUUUUGGUUCGUUUCUGUCGUUUUUUUUCUUUUCAUUCCUGCUUACUUUCUUGACUUCUAACUUCAUUUUCUUUCAUUUAUUCAUUCUUUCAUUCUUUUUCAUUUCUUUCAGUUGGAAAGAUUUUCUUUUUUACUUUUUUUCGCUUCCUUCUCCUUUCCGAAAAUUGAUAAGAUUUUCUUUUUUCUUUUUUUUUUUUUCUUUACUUACUUCUGCUUUCUGGAAAUUCCUUUCUUUCUUUCUUUCUUUCUUUCAUUCUUUCUUUCCGAAAACAUUUUUCUUUAAUUCAUUUGAAACUCUAAGACUCAUUCUUUCAUUUUUUUUCUCUCUCCUUCUAUUUUUAUCUUUUGGAUUCUUAUCCCAAACUUUUGUUUUUCCUUUAGUAAAUACCUUCUCUUUCUUUCUUUCUUUCUUUCUUGCUUGCUUGCUUGCUUGCUUCCUUUCUUACUUUCUUGGUUUCUUUCUUUCUUUUUCUCUUUCUUUCUUUCUUUCUUUCUUUCUUUCUUUCUUGCUUGCUUGCUUGCUUGUUUUCUUUCUUUCUUUCUUCCUUUCUUGCUUGCUUGCUUUCUUUCUUUCUUUCUUUCUUUCUUUCUUUCUUUCUUCUUUGCUUGCUUGCUUGCUUGUCUUCUUUCUUUCUUUCUUUCUUUCUUGCUUGUUUUCUUUCUUUCUUGCUUGCUUUCUUGCUUUAUUUCUUUCUCUCUUUCUCUCUUUCUUUCUUGCUUGUUUUCUUUCUUUCUUUCUUUUCAGUUAUUGCUUUCUUUUAUUAUACUAUCAUCUUUGUCUUUGUUGUUAUUUCUGUAUUUGUUUUGCGUUUUUUUCAUUUUUUCUUCAUUCACUCAUAAACUCCUUCCUUAUUAAUUCUCUCAUUCCUUCCUUUUUUAUUUUUAAUUCCUUUCAUUCAUUUAAUUUCUCUUUUUUCCUUCUUCUUCAUUCAGUCUAA
Messenger RNA from Acanthosepion pharaonis, 3078 nucleotides. The record is from the annotation of a GenBank genome assembly. Lineage: Eukaryota; Metazoa; Mollusca; Cephalopoda; Sepiida; Sepiidae.